This is a messenger RNA of Humulus lupulus (European hop), 3102 nucleotides long. Its product is annotated as putative disease resistance protein RGA3. The record is from RefSeq and is a predicted model, not a curated record. The transcript is spliced from 5 exons. Lineage: Eukaryota; Viridiplantae; Streptophyta; Magnoliopsida; Rosales; Cannabaceae. Gene Ontology annotation, molecular function: ADP binding. Gene Ontology annotation, biological process: defense response to other organism. Bases 1 to 3102 code for a protein of 1033 amino acids.
AUGGACCUCCAUAGGAUUCGAAAGAAUUAUGUCUAUUCUGAUUUUAUGCUUGAUUUCAUUGUACCAUUGGAGAAGCACUUUUCUAGUCGUGUCCUUAAGGGGUAUUGCUUACUUGGAUACCCUUAUAUAGCAAAGGUGGAAAGCAAGAAGCCUGAAGAGGGCCAGUUCUACUUGGGAACCACUCUUUGCAGAUUUGGGAUUGCAGAGUUUUCCGUAGUCACCGAGCUGAAUUUUGGGAACACCCCGUCCCCAGAUGAGUUGAGAAAGCAUCUUUCAAGUGAUCGGGUCAUCGCAAAAUACUUUAAUGGUGAUACUCUAAGCAUUGAAGCUCAAAGCAUUGCCAUGGCUGAGGCUCUAGUUUCUGGUCUCAUAAAGGAGCUUGUUUCACUCGCUUUUCAAGGACUUAAUGAAGAGGUAAGACUGGUGAAGGACGUGGAUGAAGAUGUUCAACAGCUGAAGACCAAUCUCGAAGCUAUUCAUGCUGUGCUCGAAGAUGCGGAAAGAAGACAAUUUUCUGAUCAAAGCGUGAGAAAAUGGGUGGAUAGGCUGAAAGAUGUGUCGUUCGACAUGGAUAACGUGUUGGAUGAGUGGAGCACUGCUAUUUUGAAACUCAAAAUAGAUCAGAAACAACAAGGUGAACAUGCUUCUUCUUCUCGAACUAGCAUUAAUGAGAAGGUAUGCCUCUCUAUUCCAUCACCUUUUUCUUGUUUCAAAUCCAAAGUUAAUCGAAUUACUCUGCGUCAUGACAUCGCUCACAAAAUCAAAGGCCUCAAUAAAAAGCUAGAUAGGAUUGCUAGAGAGAAAGAUAGGUUUCAACUUAGCACAACAACCUUAGAGCAACCUAUGGAGCGACCUAGGACAACCUCGUUUGUUAUUGAAACUGACGUGUUUGGGCGAAAUAAUGAUAAGGACAAGUUGGUUAGUAGGUUGUUAGCUGAGGAUAGUUGUACUCAUCAGGAUCAAACCUUCAAUAUUAUUCCUAUUAUAGGUAUGGGGGGAAUGGGGAAGACUACUCUAGCCCAGUUGGUGUAUAAUGAUAAGAAGGUCAAGGAUCACUUCGAUCUUAGAAUUUGGGUAUGUGUUUCGGAACCAUUUGAAGAGAUUAAGAUUGCAAAAGCCAUUGUUGAAUCCAUUGAAGGUAGUGCCCCAAAUAUCAAUGAAUUAGAAAACUUGCUCCAAUAUAUGCAUAAGUGUAUCGAAGGAAAGAGGUAUCUUCUUAUCUUGGAUGAUGUGUGGACUGAGGAUAGGCAGAAGUGGGAGCAAUUAAGGAUUCCUUUGAAGUAUGGUGGUGUGGGAAGUAGAAUACUUGUAACUACAAGGAAAAAGGAAGUUGUUGUUGUAAUGGAAGUCACAGCGGAGAGCGUGAUUACAUUGGAGGAGCUGUCUGAAGAGCAUUGUUGGAGAAUAUUUAAGAAACUUGCAUUCUUUGAAAGAAAUGAGGAUGAGUGUCGUGUACUAGAAGAAGUUGGUCAAAAAAUUGCUAGAAAGGCCAAGGGUUCACCUCUUGUUGCAAAAAUUUUGGGAAGUCUCAUGUGCUUUAAAAAGACCAAAACUCAAUGGGAGGAUGUUCUAAGUAGUGAAUUGUGGCAAUCCAAGGAUUUUGAAAACAUCUUUACUCCUUUCUUCUUAAGUUAUUAUGACUUGUCCGCAAAAGAAAAACGAUGUUUCUCGUAUUGUUCAAUAUUUCCAAAGGAUUAUGAAUUUGUCAGAGAUCAAUUGGUUGGGAUGUGGAUGUCGCAAAGUUUUGUAGGAUGUGGCAAUAACUCAAAAAAAGAAGGUCAUGAUUGUUUUGAAACUUUAGUCAUGAGAUCCUUCUUUCAAGAUUUUAGAAAAGAUCUUGAUGGCGUUAUCACCCGUUGCAAGAUGCAUGACAUAGUGCAUGACUUUGCUCAAUUUUUGACAAGUGAUGAAUGUGUCACUUUGGUAGUUGAUGACAAUAUUGAAGAGGAGUUGAAACUACUUGAUGAAAAGGCUCGUCAUUUGUGCUUGGAAGUCGGAGCUGGCACAAAAGUUCCUGUCAUGAAAUACAAAGGAAUGAAUCAAAAGAAUCUUCGCUCCUUACUUGUUUUGCCAUACACAGGAACUACUAUUAGUGAUGAUGCAUCACUGUUCUCAGAUCUUGUAUUCCUUCGAACAUUAACUUUGAGAAGAUGUGGGAUCAAGAAAUUACCAAAGAGUAUUGGAAAUUUGUUACAUUUGAGAUAUCUGAAUUUAGUCGGCAAUGGAGUAUUGGAAGAAUUACCAGAGACUUUAUGUGACCUGUGUAAUUUGCAAACUCUAAAUUUGUCAUAUUGCUCUUCACUUUCAAGGCUACCAGAAAGGAUGGAGAAACUACUAAAUUUAAAACAUCUCUAUUUAAGGGAGUGUUUUAAAUUAAAAGGACUCUCAAAAGGUAUUGGUAAUUUGACUUGCCUUCAAACAUUAGAUAUGUUGGCUAUUCCUAACGAUGAGAAUAAGAAUAAAGGAGAAUAUUUUGAUAUACAGGAUUUAGAAAAAAUGAAGAGCCUUCGAUUUAGUAAUGUGUUUCAAAUAAAGGAUUGUGGAAAUAUAAAAAAUGUGGAGGAUGCAAAGAAAAUAGAUUUGAAAAAAAAUGACCAAAUUUCUUUUUUAAUUCUUGAUUUUGGAAGGAUUGAAGAUCAAAAUAAUGAAUUUGGAGAUGAUAUAAAGAUAUUCGAAGCUUUGGAGCCACACACAAACUUGAAAAUGUUACGCAUUGAGGAUUUCAUGGGGGCCAGCUUGUCUCCACGCCCCAAAUGGUUGAUGUCAUUGGUUAAUCUAAAACAAAUAUGCCUCUACUCUUGUGUGAAUUGUGAGAUCUUACCUUCUUUUGGAAAGCUGCCAGUUCUCGAGAAGCUAUCCGUAAGUGGCAUGAAUAAUGUAAAAAAGUUGGGCCUUGAAUUCUAUGGAAUAGAAGAGAAAAAAGACCAAGAAGAUGGGGACACAGAAAUGGAUAGAGUAAAAGUGGGAAUGGAGCAACAUUACAUCAACAAUAAGAAUAAUGCCAUGUCUAAUGCACUUGGAAUUUUGGAAAUGUCCGAGUCUACAAGAACUACCUCAGUUUUUGCAAACAAUAACCUCACUCAAACAAUUAUCCAUACGUAA